Molecule: messenger RNA, 1431 nt
Organism: Papilio xuthus (Asian swallowtail)
Lineage: Eukaryota; Metazoa; Arthropoda; Insecta; Lepidoptera; Papilionidae
Product: protein PRRC1
Exons: 9
Coding region: 103-1182 (359 amino acids)
Biological process (GO): activation of protein kinase A activity
Cellular component (GO): cytoplasm
Molecular function (GO): protein kinase A regulatory subunit binding
Source: RefSeq, a predicted model, not a curated record
CGUGUCAACAAAAUAAAACUGGAAUUCCUACCUCAACAAGAAAAAUAUAAACGUAUUUAACGUUAAUAUAUAUUAACUGGUUAUAGAUUGUGAACUUAAAAAAUGAGUGCCACCGACAACAAAAAGAAAUCUAUACCGGUAGCGCCGGUGCCACCAGCGGGUGUUCCAGUCAAUCUAUUAUCAAGCGUAGCUCCGCCUUCUGAACUUCCCAACUUUGUUACAGCUUCCCCAGUUUUACAGAAGCCAAGUGUCAUUGUACCAGUGUCACAGCCAGUGCAACCUGCUGCAGGUGAUCAUGCCGUGAUUGACUCAUCACAACAGGAGACUUUUAGUCCUGCAAUACCACCCAACAAGGGUGAGCCCACUCUUCCGAUCAGAUCACCCGAGGAUUCUCAAGCCACACAGUCUCCUGAACCACCUUCCACACCAGAAAUAGAUAAAAUUGGUGAUAUAAUGCCUGGUAGUGGUCUGCUGACAUGGAUGAAGGGUGCGGUAUCCUCAGGUGGUAUACUGCAACGCGUUGCGGAGAAAGCCAAGAGCUCAGUUGAUACCAUGAUCACAACACUUGACCCACAGAUGAAGGAGUACUUAAAAAGCGGCGGAGACUUAUAUAUAGUUGUAGCAUCAGAUAAGGAAGUCAAAGUAUCACCAAUUAGAGAAGCAUUCCAAACUGUUUUCGGCAAAGCGACUGUUGUCGGUGAGGCGGCACAAAGCGAUGUGACAGCCGCGCAGCCGGUAGGUUACGCGGCUGCGUACGCGGCGGCCAAGCAGCGCAUUGCUCACGUGCGCUCCACCUGCGCGCAUCUCACCAACAACGUGCCUGUCCUCGCUAUAGAGAGCUAUCUGCAGGAGACCGUCAGUGACAGGUGGUACGAGAUAUCACUGGUGUUGCUGUCCCAGCCGUCGCUGGGCAUCGAGCUGCAGCUGCAGAGUCAGGGCACGCCGGUGCCGGCCGCAGCUGUAGCCGCGCUGCUCGCCGCCACGCCCGCUGACUAUGCGCACGCGCAGACCGGCUACGCGCUCACUGUAGGAUCUGUCAUGGCGGACAGUUUACAUGUGCCUCAUACAGAGUGGCAGGAGGCGACAACUGGUGUUAGUAGAAGAGAAAUCCUUUCCCUGGCUGCGCGGUCUCUCGCCGGUUCAUACAAAAAGUUACUCGCUAUAUCUGCCGCCGAGACUUAACAUGUAAAAAUGCAAAUGGAAUUAUAGAUCUAAUCUGACACGUAAGUCUGAGAUAAACUUAUUUGUUUUAAUCUCUUAUCGAUUUAUCGCGUAAUUCAUUUAAUAUUUAUCAUUAUCGAUUUUGAUCCGAGUGACGUUUUAUUUAGAAAAAAAAGAACUAAUAACAGAGGAAUGUGUUCUUCGUCUUAUAAAUGUAGUUAAACCUCGAGAUUAUAAGAUUUUUACAUUUAUAUUGUAAAUUUUUCUUUU